AUGCCGCCAACAGACAAUUUGCAGUCUCAGGCUAUCGGUCUGAUUUUCGGGUUUCCGGCCGUUGCGACAGUUGCACUUGCUUUGCGUCUAUACAGUCGAACGUUAACAGGGACAUUCGGAGCCGAUGACUACGUGAUUUGCUUUGCGGGGGCCCUCUACUGGGCAGAAACUGUGACUUCAUUCUAUGUCAUCAAAUACCAAUUCAUCGGAUACCAUGUCUGGGACAUUCCAGAGAAUCCACCCACAGUGCUGGGAGCCAAGUUCGCCUAUAUGACCGAGCUUCUCUAUAACCCGAUUCUCGCCCUCGUAAAAACAUCCAUCCUGCUCUUCCUCCUACGCCUGACCGGUCAAAAAACAGCAGUCCGAAACACGAUAUGGGCGCUACUGAUCUUCAACGGCCUCGCUAUGAUCGCCACCUUCUUGGUCACAACCUUCCACUGCUACCCUGUCGCGGCGAACUGGAAUCCCACUGCAUAUCCCAACGCCAAGUGCGUCAAUUUCGCGGACUUUGUCACCGGCACGGCUUCGGUGUCGAUCGUUACUGAUGUUCUCGUGCUGAUGCUCCCGACGUGGAUCGUGUACAAUUUGCGGAUCCGACGCAAGCAGAAGGUUUUGCUGAUUGGGAUUCUGUCGUUUGGGCUAAUCACCGUCAUAUCCGGAAUCAUCCGCGUUAUUCUCCUCGACCGCUACGACCGCCACAUGCCCGAAGACUACACCUACUCCGUUCUCUUCUGUAUCUCUACCAUUGAAGUCGGCCUAUCUUUUAUCGCCGCCUGCGCGCCGUCGCUCAAACCGCUCGUCAUGACUAUCAUACCCAAGAUGCUUGGCACGAAGAGCCAGAGCGGAGACAGAUAUAACGGGACAUAUAGUCGCAAUGGGCCUGGGUACGCAUUGGAGGAUCGGUCGAAGAUGUCCCGCCGGACUUAUCAUGGGCAGAACACGACGCAAAUAGAGGGAGGCGAGGAGGCUGGAGUCUCUAGUCCUAGUAACCAUAGUGAUAAAACGGGGAUUUUGAUGACGACGGAAAUGGAGGUCCGAUGGUACGGGACGAGACAGGUGAAUGAUGGAAGUAGUACGGAGAGUCUGAUGCAGCCUGUUAAGUGA
Messenger RNA from Aspergillus steynii IBT 23096, 1104 nucleotides. RefSeq lists its product as uncharacterized. Lineage: Eukaryota; Fungi; Ascomycota; Eurotiomycetes; Eurotiales; Aspergillaceae. The transcript has 6 exons. The coding region runs from base 1 to 1104 and encodes 367 amino acids. The record is from RefSeq and is a predicted model, not a curated record.